Messenger RNA from Emericellopsis atlantica, 2003 nucleotides. Its product is annotated as P-loop containing nucleoside triphosphate hydrolase protein. The transcript is spliced from 3 exons. Bases 17 to 1603 code for a protein of 528 amino acids. Gene Ontology annotation, molecular function: GTPase activity; GTP binding; translation initiation factor activity. Gene Ontology annotation, cellular component: eukaryotic translation initiation factor 2 complex; cytosol. Gene Ontology annotation, biological process: formation of translation preinitiation complex; positive regulation of translational fidelity. Lineage: Eukaryota; Fungi; Ascomycota; Sordariomycetes; Hypocreales; Bionectriaceae. The record is from RefSeq and is a predicted model, not a curated record.
AAUUUUUGCUCACACGAUGUACGACAGGCCAUCACCAGGUACAUCACUCACGCAAACAACAACAGCCGCCAAGAUGUCUGCCGAAGAUAACAAGUACGACGACCCCAUGUCAGAGUCCGAGUCUGGCGAGUCUUUCGAUGGCCAAGACGAUGCGGGCCUCACCGAGGAGAAGCCCUUGAAGUCGGCCCUCAAGAAGUCGACGUUCGCUCCUGGCCCCGCCUACGAGAAGCCUUACCUGCCCCCCCAGACAGAGCCCAAGGACCUCGACGUCAAGACGCUCUCGCCUCUCACGCCCGAAAUCAUUGCGCGCCAAGCCACCAUCAACAUCGGUACCAUCGGCCAUGUCGCUCACGGAAAGUCCACGGUCGUCAAGGCCGUCUCCGGUGUGCAGACCGUCCGUUUCAAGAACGAGCUGGUGCGCAACAUCACAAUCAAGCUGGGAUAUGCCAACGCCAAAAUCUACAAAUGCGACAACUCGGCGUGCCCCCGACCAGGCUGCUACAGGAGCUUUGGCAGUGACAAGGAGGUCGACCCCCCUUGCGAGCGCCCCGGAUGUGAGGGCAAAUACCGCUUGGUGCGACAUGUCUCUUUCGUCGACUGCCCCGGUCACGAUAUUCUGAUGAGCACUAUGUUGUCAGGUGCCGCCGUCAUGGACGCCGCCUUCCUCCUCAUCGCAGCCAAUGAGCCCUGCCCUCAGCCCCAGACCGCUGAGCAUUUGGCCGCCAUCGAAAUCAUGAAGCUCGACAAGAUCAUCAUUCUACAGAACAAGGUCGACUUGGUGCGGGAAGAGGACGCCAAGCAGCACUACGAGUCGAUCCGCAAAUUCAUCCGUGGUACCGUCGCAGCCAACGCACCCGUUAUCCCCAUCUCUGCGCAGCUCAAGUUCAACGUCGAUGCCGUCCUUGACACCAUUGUCAACACCAUCGAGGUACCUCCUCGCGACUUCUCCAUGGACCCCCGCAUGAUGAUUAUCCGUUCCUUCGACGUCAACAAGCCCGGUGUGUCUAUCGACGAGCUCAAGGGUGGUGUCGCUGGUGGCUGCAUUCUGCACGGUGUCCUCAAGCUCGGCGACGAGGUCGAGAUUCGUCCCGGUAUCGUGUCCCGCGACGACAGCGGUGCGCUCAAGUGCACACCCAUCUUCAGCCGCGUCAUCUCGCUCAACUCCGAAACAAACGACCUCAAGUACGCCGUGCCCGGUGGCUUGAUUGGUGUGGGUACACGUAUUGACCCUACUCUGUGCCGUGCCGAUCGUUUGGUUGGUUUCGUUCUCGGCCUCAAGGGCACUCUGCCCGAGAUUUACAGCGAGCUUGAGAUUGAGUUCAACCUGCUGCGUCGUCUGCUGGGUGUGCGCACUGCCGAUGGCAAGGGUGCCAAGGUGUCCAAGCUGGUCAAGAACGAAGUCAUCAUGGUCAACAUUGGUUCUUCGUCAACUGGUGCCAAGGUCUCUGCCAUCAAGCACGAUGCCGCCAAGCUGGUUCUGACCACCCCUGCCUGCACAAGCAUUGGUGAGAAGAUCUCGCUGUCUCGCCGUAUCGACAAGCAUUGGCGUCUCAUUGGAUGGGCCUUCAUCCGAGCCGGUGUUACCGUAGAGCCCAGCAACUAAGAAAGAUAUGGUCUUUGCACGGAAGAAAAAGGUCGAGAUGUGGCACAUAGAACCAGGCCUGUUGAAGAUUAGGCGUGUCCCUAGAUGUGGUUGGCGUUGGGGUUUGCUUCCCGUGGCGCAGAAGCGGAAUUUCCUUUCCACACGAGGAUAUCACGAUUACGAUGAUGAGUGCGUACGUACCAAAACACCGGCCGCAGACAGCUGUUGGCUCUACGUAGUGAGGUUGAGACAACGGUAUGUCACCUGUGUUGGGUCUCUGCAUCCAAGCGCCUGGCGACGCCUAGGCAGGGCCCUCUGUUAACAUAGAGCGGAGGGUCGGGUUCUUUCUUUCCACGGACUGGAGUUCUGGGUAGAAGGCACAGGCUAGCGGCUAGAAUGUUCAGUGUUGUUGAUAUGACCA